Messenger RNA from Myotis myotis, 3968 nucleotides. It is a transcript of the gene BZW1, whose product is annotated as basic leucine zipper and W2 domains 1. The record is from RefSeq and is a predicted model, not a curated record. Lineage: Eukaryota; Metazoa; Chordata; Mammalia; Chiroptera; Vespertilionidae. Gene Ontology annotation, molecular function: protein binding. The transcript has 12 exons. Bases 286 to 1545 code for a protein of 419 amino acids. Gene Ontology annotation, cellular component: membrane; cytoplasm.
GGUGCGGCGGGAGGGCAGGUUCCUCGCGGGGAGUCGCCCCUUGACCGGGUCCUGCGCGUUGACGGACCAGUUGGGCACCUGUUAGUUGGCGGGCGGUGUCGGCGGGUUUAGAGGAGCGAGGACGACACCAGAGCGUUGUGUCUGCGGGUGACUUGCCACCAAUCACCGCACUGUCGUCGCCUGGAAGUGCUCGCUCCAGCCUUCGGGGGCUUCUUGCGGGAGAAGGGCACGUUUUGAGGUUAUAGUUCCUUAAAGCGAAGGUAAUUAUUGACCAGGGUGUCUUUUAUGAAUAAUCAAAAGCAGCAAAAGCCAACGCUAUCAGGCCAGCGUUUUAAAACCAGAAAAAGAGAUGAAAAAGAGAGGUUUGACCCUACUCAGUUUCAAGACUGUAUUAUUCAAGGCUUAAGUGAAACUGGUACUGAUUUGGAAGCAGUAGCAAAGUUUCUUGAUGCUUCUGGAGCAAAACUUGAUUACCGCCGAUAUGCAGAAACACUCUUCGACAUUCUGGUGGCCGGGGGAAUGCUGGCCCCAGGUGGUACACUGGCAGAUGACAUGAUGCGUACAGAUGUCUGUGUGUUUGCAGCACAAGAAGACCUAGAGACCAUGCAAGCAUUUGCUCAGGUUUUUAACAAGUUAAUCAGGCGCUACAAAUACCUGGAGAAAGGUUUUGAAGAUGAAGUGAAAAAGCUGCUGCUGUUCUUAAAGGGUUUUUCGGAGUCGGAGAGGAACAAGCUGGCUAUGUUGACUGGUGUUCUUCUGGCUAAUGGAACACUUAAUGCAUCCAUUCUUAAUAGCCUUUAUAAUGAGAAUUUGGUUAAAGAAGGGGUUUCAGCAGCUUUUGCUGUAAAGCUCUUUAAAUCAUGGAUAAAUGAAAAAGACAUCAAUGCAGUAGCUUCAAGUCUUCGGAGAGUCAGCAUGGAUAACAGACUGAUGGAACUUUUUCCUGCCAAUAAACAAAGCGUUGAACACUUCACAAAGUAUUUCACUGAGGCAGGCUUAAAAGAGCUUUCAGAAUAUGUUCGGAAUCAGCAAACCAUAGGAGCUCGUAAAGAACUCCAGAAAGAGCUUCAAGAACAGAUGUCCCGUGGUGAUCCAUUUAAGGAUAUAAUUUUGUAUGUCAAGGAGGAGAUGAAAAAAAACAACAUCCCAGAACCGGUUGUCAUUGGAUUAAUCUGGUCCAGUGUGAUGAGCACCGUGGAAUGGAACAAAAAAGAGGAGCUUGUAGCAGAGCAGGCCAUCAAGCACUUGAAGCAAUACAGCCCUCUCCUUGCUGCCUUUACUACUCAAGGUCAGUCUGAGCUGACUCUGUUACUGAAGAUUCAGGAGUAUUGCUAUGAUAACAUUCAUUUCAUGAAAGCCUUCCAGAAAAUAGUGGUGCUUUUUUACAAAGCUGAAGUCCUGAGUGAGGAGCCCAUUCUGAAGUGGUACAAAGAUGCACAUGUUGCAAAAGGGAAAAGUGUCUUCCUUGAACAAAUGAAAAAGUUUGUGGAGUGGCUCAAAAAUGCUGAGGAAGAAUCUGAGUCUGAAGCUGAAGAAGGUGACUGAAUUUUGAAACUACACCCUCAGUAAAGCAAACAGGAGUUGUAGAUAAAAUGUCAUGUCUCAUGUGUCCUGGUUCUUACAUCUUCCUACCUCCCUAUAUCAAGCAUGAUAUAAGGGCUUUCAUGGCAAAUUUUAUUUUAACUGUUUCUAUGGUUACUGGAAAUGUUGGGUUUAAUUUCUAAAACCAUGUUUUAAGUAGCUACAGGAGCUGUAGAUUUGGAUCUAAUGUUGCAUUAGUCUUUUCAGUUAUCUUCUACCUCCUGUAUUUUCUACUGUAAUAAUGUAAUUUAAGGCCUUCCACAGUGAACAGUUCACUUUUUUCCUGGGUUUUCUAUAUAAACAGUUUUAAAGAUAUGAUUUGGUUAAAAAUAAUUUGUUAUAAAAAUUCUGUUUGCAAAUUAAACUGUAAAAGUAUCCAAAGUCUCAAAAAGCAAUGAUUUGUGUGAUAAUUCGGUAUGCCCAAAGCCCUCCUCAUCUGUAAAAAUCUCAUAUGCAGUAAUUGAACUCAUUAACAUGAAUCUUGAGUAUUUGAACCAUUGCUCACAUGUUAAUAUUUUCUUGAAUUUCAGCUCCAGAUGUGUUUGAGCUCAGUUGUUUGCUCUGAUUUUCAUUCCUUAGUGAAGCCAUGGAGAAAAGCUUGAAAGUGAGGUCUUUGGGAAACUAUUGUGGGCAGAGGUGGUGGGAAGAAGAAAGUUGAGCUUUUUCCUAUUGAGAAACUUCUUCAUUCAGUUUCUGUCUUUUCAAGCAGAACAUACGGGGUAUUCUUGUCAUACCAUUUACAACUGUACCUUAGAAAAGUCUUGUCACAUAAUGAAUUUAACACUUAGAAUGUUAGGAAAGGACUCAUGAAAUAGUGUGAGUAAUGAAACGACUGUACUAAACCCAGUAAAUUGUUGAAAAUGUUAAGUGCCAGCAUGUUCUAAUUGGGACUCUAAAUAUAACUCUUUUCCUAUUGGCUUAGAGUAUUUGAUGUAAAGAAUGGAGUGUAAUGAUAGGACCAGCCUCAUUCUCCUAACUAAUAUUCACUAAUUAAUGAUUCAAGCAUUUGGCUAUUAGCAUACCCUAGUUGCCUUUUUUAAUUGCCAUGAGCCAAAAGUCUUUUCUAUACAAUUCAGUUAUUUUAAUUUCCAUCUUUUCUUUCUGCCACCCAUCUAUAUAUGUAGUCAGCAGAAAACAAAAUGUGACCACACUUUUUGAUUGGAAAGACUUCACCUUAAAAGUGAAGAUUUUGGAAGUUUUGAUUAUUGAAAGAAAUUUGCUUGGAAUAAUGCCACCAGAGACUGAGUAGAAAUUGCCCCUUUCAAAGGUGCCAUUUUUAUGAGCCAAGAAUUUGGUGUUUAACAAUUAAUCUGGAGGGAAUAAUAUGUAGUAUAAUUUGAAAUGAAGGUGUAUAGUUACCUUAAGAAGAGCAUUAUUAUUGAUACCAUUGUGAAUGGGGUGAAAUUGUAAAUGAAUAACUGAUAAAAUUUUCAUGCACAGGCAAAAUGUAUUCACUAGGUUUCUACGUAGUGAUUUGCUUUUGCUUUGUAAUUUGUAGUCCUUAAAAGACUUUAAAAAAAAUAAAGUCCAUCCUUAUUAGGUUAUAUAGGUCAAUCUUUAUUUUUUUUAUAAAUUCCAUGCUAAUGUCCAGUGGUAACUGUAUGUUAUACAUUCAGGCAUUUCUACUAUGUAAGCAUUAAAUAAUUGCUCUUUCACCCUUGUAGCUCCCAAACUAUAAACACCUACAAAGAAUUCUGAUGUUGCAGAAACUACAUAACAUUUCAACAACCAAAUUAUUGCAUGUUACUGCCAUUCAAAGUGUACCCUGUUUUAUUAUAUACUGUGUAUAGUGAAUGUGUAGUCUUCCAGAACUACAUUAUGAUCUUUGUCUGAUCACAGUUUUUUUCUUCAUAAUGACAACGUAGUGUUUACUUACAAUAUUAUAGUAAAUGGGUAUCACCUGUGACAGUAUAAAAAAAAGGGAAUGCUUUCUGAAAGGACUGCAGAUUUUCUUUUAGAAUUCUAAGUGGUAAUUUUGGAACUCGGUUGCCAGUGCCAACCUAUGGCCUCAAAUAUGUAAUUCUUAAUAUAGAUGUUAAAACUGUACUUGUAUGAUUGGAUAAAUGUUGAUUUUCCUAACUCGGUUUCUGUUUCAGAGGGUCUCUUAGAUGCCAUAAUUAAAUGUGUUUAGAGCUGAUCAUAAGUUUCUUAAUCUUAAUUAUUCUGGAGUAUUGUCCUAGAGAUAUUUAUUAUGCUGUUCUUAUGAAAAUUCCAAAUACCAAAAACACCAAGGAUAUUUUGUCACAGCAUAAUGAUGGUGGUAAGAGGAAAUGCAUGUGACUGAGAUACUGACUUCUAAUUCAGUGUUUCUCAAAGCUCAUCACUCUCCUCCAGGAAGCCUUUUUAGAGUUUUCUUAUAGCACCCCAAUAAAUUUUAUUACAGAUAA